Opisthorchis viverrini is the source of this 450-nucleotide messenger RNA. RefSeq lists its product as hypothetical. The coding region runs from base 1 to 450 and encodes 149 amino acids. The transcript has 4 exons. The record is from RefSeq and is a predicted model, not a curated record. Lineage: Eukaryota; Metazoa; Platyhelminthes; Trematoda; Opisthorchiida; Opisthorchiidae.
AUGUCAAUCGAAUUUGAUCAGCUCCGAGAACUAUUGCAGCAGCAACAAAAGCAGUUUGAAGAAGCGCAACUGAAGCUCAUUGAAUCACUGACUCAGAAGCUGUAUAUCCAAACAGCAGCAGCCAGUACUGGUGAGUCUUCUGUUUCCUCAACUGAUGCAGCCGCGGCCUCAAUUACGGAGUUCACAUUUGACGCUCUUUCUGGUCACACUUUUGACUCCUGGUUCAAGCGUUACAUCGGUGACUUGCUCUACGGACCAACGUUCUUGAGCCACACGCGCGGGCAACACGAUCAGAUUUCGGAGCGAAUCUCCGAGAUGAAUUCAUUUAGAGGAACAAGGACAUUUGAAACAGCUUUGAUUUUCAAGGGAAUGGCAUAUGCGGUCAUAAGAAAUUUGCGUGGAGAAAUUGAGAUUGAUGGGAGACGUUUUAAGAAUGUGAGGACACGCUAG